Messenger RNA from Acanthopagrus latus (yellowfin seabream), 1968 nucleotides. Its product is annotated as zinc finger protein 502-like. Gene Ontology annotation, cellular component: nucleus. Gene Ontology annotation, biological process: regulation of transcription by RNA polymerase II. The transcript has 3 exons. The record is from RefSeq and is a predicted model, not a curated record. NCBI's taxonomy places the organism in Eukaryota, Metazoa, Chordata, Actinopteri, Spariformes, Sparidae. Bases 312 to 1709 code for a protein of 465 amino acids. Gene Ontology annotation, molecular function: RNA polymerase II cis-regulatory region sequence-specific DNA binding; DNA-binding transcription factor activity.
UGUAUUGUUUACUGCCGUUGACUUGACACUUUUAGCCAAGAUGGCGUCCUGCUGACACGGAUCUUCGCCGUUGUGUUCACAGAGUGUGUUUCAGCCGAACAGCGCUGCUCCACCAGAACUUCUGUGUUCCGAUCACCGUGUGCAACUGGACUUUAUGCUGACGUGCGUUCUGGAUGUUUCCUCUCUGACGUAUCUCCUGGUAGCCUACAAAGCUACACACGUUAGCUUAGCAUGCUAGCUGUGAACAGAGUGGCUAGUGUGUGAUGGAGAGCAGACGGUGUUUGUGACGGAGUUCGUGUGAGUCAGUGAAAAUGUCUAAAGUCCAAACGCUGAGAGUUGUUGUGAAGCAGCGACUAACUGCGGCUGCUGAAGAGAUAUUUGAGCUGUUUGAAAGAACGAUAGCAGAGUACGAGGAGGAACUGUGUCGACACCGGAAACUACUGGACGCUGUUCUGAAGCCUCAGGUCCAGUUACACAGAACAGGUUGGCCUAAUCCCAGGGCCCCACCUGAGGCCCCGCAGUCUCUGCUGACAUCACGUGAUGUCCAGAAGCUGUUGAAUAAAGAAGACCAUCCUCUUGAGCAGCAGGAGAGGAGCUCCAGUCUGGACCAGCAGGACCCACCAGAGCUGCCACACAUUAAAGAGGAACAGGAGGAACUCUGGACCCGUCAGGAGGGAGAGCAGCUUCCAGGGCUGGAGGAGGCUGAUAUCACUAAGUUCACAUUCAGUCCUGUCCCUGUGAAGAGUGAAGAAGAUGAUGAAGAGGAACCUCAGACCUCACAGCUUUACCAAAGACAAACUGAACAGAUGGAGACAGAAACUGAUGGAGAGGACUGUGGAGCACCAGAACCAGACAGGACCUCAGAUCCAGAUGGAUAUUUACAACCUAAGAUUUUUGACAAAGCUGAGGACUCAUUUGAACCUGAGCACAAUGACUUGAAAGAGACUAGACGACCUCACACAGGCUUAAAAUCUCUGAAGAAUAAUAAAGUCCUUGAGAGUGACUCAGGAUGUCUCACUGUGAAGAAACAGUUCAGCUGCUCUGAAUGUGCCAAAACAUUUUGCGGAAACGCAGCGUUGAAGAUACACAUGAGAAUUCACACUGGAGAGAAACCGUUCAGCUGCUCUCUGUGCAGUAAGAGGUUCACUCAGAAAGCCGGUCUGGACUACCACUGGAGAACUCACACAGGAGAGAAACCACACAGCUGCUCCCUCUGCGGUAAAUGCUUUUCACGGUACACAUAUUUACAGGCUCACAUGAGAACUCACACAGGAGAGAAACCCUUCAGCUGUCCGGUUUGUAAUAAAUGUUUCUCGUGGUAUCGAUAUUUACAGUUACACAUGAGGGCCCACACAGGGGAGAAACCCUACAUCUGCAGAGUUUGUGACAAAAGAUUCACCUGGUCCGCUCAACUCAAAAGACACAAGUGUGGUGUUGAGUCCUCACAGCCUCACGAACUAUGGACUGACCCGGAGAGAGAAAAGCUUCAAGCUCUGGAGGAGGCUGAUAUCACCAAGUUCACAUUCCCUCCUGUGGCUGAGAAGGAGGAAGAAGAUGAUGAAGAGAAACCUGAGUCCUCACAGCUUCAUCAAAUACAGACUGAUCAGAUGGAGACAGGAGGUGAUGGAGAGGACUGUGGUGGACCAGAACCAGACAGGACCUUAAGUAUAUCCAGCUGCACCAACGUGAAGGAAGCUGAAGGAAGUUGAACCUCGAAUUAUGGUUCAGAGACCAAAAUCUACAUUCUCAUGUUCAUAAAUAUUGUUGUCAAGGGUCAGAAGUUACACGUGUACUCACAGAGUAAUGACACAGCCAGCGCUCAUCUGCCCUAAAACACUACAUGGACAUGAAGCCUGAUGAUUUAAAAUGUGUUAAAAAGAAGAAAUGCUGACUAAUAAAUGAUAUUAAAUUAAUUUUGAUGCAUUGUUUUGCGUUUUUCUCACUAUAAUAAAGAACUCUGGCAUCACA